AUGUAUGUGAUAGCUGUCUGGGGGAACUUCACCAUCCUGUUCAUUGUGAAGAUGGAGCCAAGCUUCCAUGGGCCCAUGUACUAUUUCCUCUGUAUGCUGGCUGUCACCGACCUGGUCCUGUGCACUUGCACCCUUUCCAAAACACUGAGCAUCCUCUGGUUCAAUUCCAGGGAAGUAGAUUUCAAUGCCUGCCUCACCCAGAUGUUCUUCAUUCACUGCUUUUUGGACAUGGCCAUGGCUUUUGACCACUAUGUGGCCAUCUGUGAUCCUCUGAGACAUUCCAUCAUCCUGAGAAAUCCUGUUGUGGCCAAGAUCAGCUUGGCUGUGGUGAUGCAUGGCUGCAUGCUUGUAAUGCCCUGUCCCUUGCUGGCAAGGCAGUUGCCAUAUUGCAGAACCAACAUCAUCCCCCACUCCUGCUGUGAGCACAUAGCUAUGGUGAAUCUGGCCUGUGCCGACAUUCACAUCAAUAGUUAUUAUAGCCUCAUUAAUGGCAAUCUUGGUGAUCGGUCUGGAUGUAUUUUUUAUCGCUGUGUCCUAUACCCAGAUCCUCAGGCCAUCUUCAGCCUCCCCACAAAGGACGCCCGGGUCAAGACUUUUCAGACCUGUGCCUCCCACCUCUGUGCCUUUUUAGCCUUUUACAUCUCAGGUCUGUUCUCCGUCCUCAUGUACCAGAUUGGCCAGAACAUGGACCUGCAUUUAAAUGUUCUCUUUACCAAUGUGUGCCUCCUGGUACCCUCCAUGCAAAACCCCAUCAUUUUUUAUGUGAGGACCAAACAGAUCCGGGACAGGCUGCUCCAGCUCUUUACUCAUAAAGGGACCUAA
This is a messenger RNA of Chelonia mydas (Green sea turtle), 822 nucleotides long. RefSeq names its product olfactory receptor 52M1. The record is from RefSeq and is a predicted model, not a curated record. The coding region runs from base 1 to 822 and encodes 273 amino acids. The transcript has a single exon. Lineage: Eukaryota; Metazoa; Chordata; Testudines; Cheloniidae. Gene Ontology annotation, molecular function: olfactory receptor activity. Gene Ontology annotation, cellular component: membrane. Gene Ontology annotation, biological process: G protein-coupled receptor signaling pathway.